Molecule: messenger RNA, 4902 nt
Organism: Ostertagia ostertagi
Lineage: Eukaryota; Metazoa; Nematoda; Chromadorea; Rhabditida; Trichostrongylidae
Source: the annotation of a GenBank genome assembly
AUGGAUGCAGUGCCCGGCACCGUUCUUAAAUCGGGUUCUAUUUCUGUGACGGAUGCGAUUCUUGCCGCAGGAAAAAACUAUUCGCCCAGUAUGCAGAUCCGGUUCGGCCAGCAAGACACCACAGUGAUUGCGCUUAAUAAUUAUGGUACCGGCAUUACACUCGAUAAUAUCAGGCUGUAUGCAGUAGUGAAUGAUGUAGCGCUGGAUAGCCUGAUAUCUCCGAAAAACAUUGCCUGCAACCUCAACAAUAUGCCCGUUACCGUUCGUGUAUAUAAUGGCACUUCCGUAACUCAAAACAAUAUUUCAGUAUCCUACAAUGUUGACAAUGGCCCGGUGUACACGGAGAUCAUUUCCUCCCUGGCGGGAAAAACACGGACCAUCCAUACGUUUGCACAACUGCUUAACGGGUUGGCACCAGGCCCGCAUACCAUCAAAACCUGGGUAGCUUUAAGUGGUGAUACUUAUACUGGAAAUGAUUCGCUUACCGAAUCAGUACGUAAUCAGCCACUGAUCAGCAGCUAUCCUUAUCUUGAAAACUUUGAAGCCAAUGACGGCUAUUGGUUUGCAGAAGGAAUUAACAGCUCCUGGGAAUACGGCACUCCUGCUUCUUCGAAGAUAACCCAGGCGGCUAGCGGCACCAAAGCAUGGAAAACCAACCUGACCGGCACGCAUAACGAUAGUGAAUAUUCCUUCCUGUAUUCACCUUGUUAUGAUCUUUCAGGGCUUAGUCAGCCCAUGCUCAGCUUCAGUACCGUUCUUGAUAUAGAGCAUUGUGGCAACCCGAUCUGUGAUGGCGCCUGGAUGGAAUAUUCCCUGAACAAUGGGCAAAGCUGGACGAAGCUGGGUGCUGCAGGGCAAGGACAAUCGUGGUACACCAAUGCCAAUGAUAAUGUAUGGGAUGAUGAAGGUAAUUACCGCUGGCGGGUAGCUUCUAUCCCGCUGCCGGUCACCUCACAACCACUUCGCUUAAGGUUCGUACUCCUUUCUGAUGUCGCUUAUGCCACGGAAGGUAUCAGCCUUGAUGAUGUGCAUAUUUACAACAGGGAUUACCCGUUAUAUAAUGACGCCAGCGCCGGCCCCAUCAGCCAGGCAGUCAGUGGCAGUAAUUAUGUCAACUUCCUGAAUGGAGGUAAGCUGUUUACCCAGAUCAGGCCGGACGGUCAGAACCUGGGCAAUACGGAUGUCAAUGUCUAUAUGCAUCCUGCUCCCAUUGUUGCAGAUGCCAAAUACUACCUGGCACGCAGCUAUAAAGUAACAAGCGCCUUACAGCCCGCAGACAGUGUUACAGCCAGGUUUUACAUCACCGAUGCCGAGGUGACAUCCCUCAUAAAUGACAAUAGUUGCGCCGUCUGCUCCAAGCCCAAAGAUGCUUACCGUAUCGGCAUUGCCAAAUAUGAUGAUCUGGCAGCGGGCAACAUCAAUGGUACAUUAACGGACAAUAUUGGAGGCACCUGGACGUACUACCCUGCCAACAACAUUAAAUGGGUACCUUAUGAUAUUGGCUACUAUGCCGAGGUGCGCCUGCGCUCUUUCUCGGAGAUCUGGUUUAAUGAUGGAACAUCACAAACAUCACUCUCAUUAAAGCUGGUAAGCUUUGGUUUAACCAAGAACAGUACAAGCGCAUUCCUCCAUUGGGAAUUGCAGGAAACAGAAGGCGGCGAACAGGUGGCCCUGCAACGGAGCGGGAGCGAUAUGGCGUUCACGCCCUUGGUAACAUUCCCCAACAUAUCCAAACAACUAUCGCUAAAACAAAGCUAUGAUGAUGCCGCUCCCUUAAACGGCAACAACUACUACCGCCUUGCCAUUACCGGAAAAAACGGGCGCAUUACCUACAGCAAUAUACUCUCGGCUACCUUUGGUGAGGCAGAGGUCUUGAAAGUUUAUCCGAACCCGGCUACCAAUAAGGUUCAGCUCGACUGGAAGGACAACAACAUUCCGGCAACGAUCAGGAUACACAAUGCUGUUGGAGCACCGGGCACCACCACCAACUUCCAGAGCUUUACAGCGGCAGUGGCUGCCAUCAGUUGUGGUAUCUCCGGCCCCAUUGUUUUUAACGUUGUUGCCGGUGCAGCACCUUAUAACGAACAAAUUUCCAUUCCCGUCAUUCCGGGCGCAUCAAGGGUGAACACCGUUACCUUUAAUGGCAAUGCCAAUACGCUGACCUAUGCCGCUACGCUUAGUACAGCACCACAUACACUGGUACUGAACGGGGCCGACUAUAUCACGGUUAAUAAUCUGAACAUUAUUGGCACCGGUGCUUCUUAUGCACUUGUCUGUCACCUCUGGAACCAGGCCGACAGCAACCGGUUCAACAACUGUACGUUUACCGCACCGGCCAAUGGUACCACGGCCAUGACGAUUGACAAGAACAAGAUCCGCGAUCCUUUUGCCAGCUCACCAACGUCUACCAGUUCGGUUUAUGGCAUUUAUCAGAUUGUAAGUUCAACAGCGGGCAAUGAGAAUAUGAUCUCUAAUAACCUGCUGUACAAUAUGAAUUCCAACGGCCUGCAAUACUUCAUCUAUCUAAGCGCGUACAACUACACCAAUGUACUGCACAAUACCUUAGUUAGUGAUUACACAGCAUCUACAGCAGGCAGCACCACCUAUGGUAUUUACUCCACAGGUACACUCGGUCUUAAUAUCAGGAACAAUAUCGUUUCCAUAUCGCGCGGUGGUACCGGCACUAAAUAUUGCCUGUACUAUAGUGGUGCCAAAACAUCCAAUAACAACGACUUGUACAUAACAUCAACAGCCGGCACCAAUGCGGUCGGAUACUUUGGCGGUGCCCAGGCAACACUUGCCGCCUGGCAAACUGCCUCUGGUAUGGAUGCCAACUCUGUCUCGAUUGACCCCGCCUUCACGGCGCCGGCAACAGGCAAUUUCCAACCCAGCGCUGUUACCCUGAAUGACCUGGGCACGCCGACUGCCGUUACUACAGACAUCCUGGGACUGACGCGCAGCGCCACCACACCGGAUAUGGGCGCGUAUGAAUUUGGCUCAGCUCCCUGCGCUCCUGUUACCGGCCUUACCGCAUCACCCGUUGGUACUGCUACCGCUACCCUUUCCUGGACUGCUGUAACAGGUUGGGUGACCAUUUCCUUUGUAACACAAUGUGUACCGCCUGUGGCAACUAUUACUGCGGCCAGUGCCACCACCUUCUGCGCACCGGCUUCAGUGGUAUUGAAUGCCAAUACAGCUACUGGCCUUUCUUACCAGUGGAAGAAUAGUACAGGGGAUAUUCCGGGCGCCACCAGCGCUUCGUAUACCGCUACUGCAUCCGGCAGCUAUACCGUUGUCACUUCUAUCAGCACGUGUAAUACCACAUCGGCAGCCGUUACGGUUACGGUUGUACCAAGGCCGGAUACCUCGGUAACCGUAUCGCCAUUAUCUGCAACAGUUUGUUCCGGCAGUAAUGUAACGCUUACAGCACCGGCUGCAACCGGCCGUACUUACCAAUGGCUGCUGAACAAUGCGGUGAUCGCAGAUACAUCCUUCAUCCGUACGGUUACCAUACUUCCUGCACCUGUGGCUACUGUUACCUUAACAGGAUCUGCGGUUGCCUGCGCCGGCAGCACGGUAUUACUGACCGGCCCUGCACCGGCAACGGGCAUUACUUAUCAAUGGCAACGUAAUGGUGUGGACAUAGCAGCGGCAACAACCAAUACCUAUACCGUAAUCAUUACCAAUGGCGCCUGUACCACCACUUCCGAAACCAAAACAGUAGCGGUAAACCCAACACCUGUGGCGGCGAUUACGGCGGCAGGCACUACCAGUUUCUGUGACGGUGGCAGCGUAGUGCUGAACGCCAAUACCGGUACCGGACUCACUUAUACCUGGAGAAGAGGUGGGAUUGCUACGGGUGCCACAUCGGCUUCGUUUACGGCUACAACCAGUGGCAGUUAUGAUGUGAUCGUAUCCAACGGCACUUGUACCGCAACCUCUAAUACAGUGAUCGUUGUUGUGAGCACACCACCAGCCCCGGUUAUUACAUCAUCAGGCGCCACGGUACUCUGCCAGGGAGGCAAUGUAGUCUUGAGCACAACUUCAAAUCCUGCUUAUACCUACCAAUGGCUGCGCAACGGAAGUGCUGUUUCCGGCGCCAAUAAUGCCACCUACGCUGCGACGCAGGGUGGCAAUUAUGCGGUUACCGUGACCAACGGUACUUGCGUGGUGACUUCUGCGGUAUUACCAUUGACGGUAAAUGCGCUGCCUCCUGCACAAAUAUUACCACAAGGCGCAACCACCUUCUGCGAGGGCGGUGCGGUAAGCCUGCAUGCCAGUAUUGCAACCGGCUUCAGCUAUCAGUGGUAUCGUAAUACAGCGGUUAUCAAUGGGGCAACCAAUGCCGUUUAUAUAGCUACGGCCUCCGGCGAUUACAGUGUUGUCAUCUCCGAUCCCAACUGUUCUGCAACAGCACCGGAUGUACGGAUCACCGUCAACCCCGUUCCGCAAACACCAGCUAUUGUGGUGACCAAUGGCACGACGCUGACAACCGGCAAUUUCAUUACCUAUCAGUGGUAUCUUAACGGCACGGCAAUUGCCGGCGCAACCAACCGCAGUCAUACCGCCACUGUAAACGGUAAUUAUACGGUAGCAGUGACCAACUACGCUGGUUGUGUGGCGACUUCCGAAGCACAGGCAAUCGCUAAUGUGGGUAUCAAUAAUCCUGAAAAAUCAAUGGUACGACUGUACCCUAACCCAACCAGCGGCCUGCUGUAUAUUGAUGCAGACAAAGCGGUCAAUAUCUCUAUCCGCAGCGUAGAUGGUAAGGAAGUAAUCCGUAAAGAAAAUGCACAGCAGCUGAACCUGACACCACUUGCAGAUGGCGUUUACCUGAUCCGCAUCACCGACAAAGCCGGACAACUCAUCAAAACAGAACGACUGGUAAAGACCCAGAAAUAA